AUGACGCCUACGUCCACGGUGCCUCAGCCAGCCGUCGUCGUGCCGGCUCAGCUGGGGUUUCUGGCCAUCUUUAACCCUUCCUUGGGCGCCACCGACGAUACCAUUGACGACCAGAUUGUCUACUAUGCCUCGGUGAGCUCACAGGAGCAGCAUACGGCGCGGAAAAGACACCGCGGAUCCAAGUCGCGACCUACCGAGGCUCUGUCGCAGGACGAGCGCAAUGAGCGGUUGCGGCAGAUCGGUCUCGCCCAGGGCAUGGUUGAAUUUGGGCGCGGAUUCGCCGGAGGAAAACCUAUCGAUGUAAUUGAGACGCAAAAGGCACGGGUUGUCCUCCGAGAAUUGGAGCCGGGCUGGUGGAUUCUGGCUUCUAUCGACCUUACCAGGCUUCCACUUCCACCGCGGUUAGGCGGUUACGUUGACGAUGACGACUCCGAAAACGUCGAAUACUCUGCACGCGAAUUGAAGCCAGCCGCGCUCCUUUUACAGGAUCUGCUACGAGCUCACUCGACAUUUCUCCUACACCACGCGGCAUCCCUUAGUGCUCUUUUCGUACGAUCAAAGAGGUCAAAGUUUGUGACAUUGUUGAGUCGAUACUGGGAUCUGUUCUCGUCGACCUGGAACGUCAUGCUCCACGGUAACCCGGCCUGUUCCGUAUUCGGAGGCAUCAAGGUCGCGUCGUGCGGAGAAUUGGGUGUUGGUGUCGGCGAGGAAGAUCGAGGCAGUGGAGAACGUGAAGUCCUCGAAGGGUUUGUUGAUCGAGUCGAAGGACUUGUGGACCUGGUUGUCUCCAAAUUCGGCGAAGCCGACCCAGAUAAAAUUGCCGAAGAAGAGGCCGCGGGCCGAUCAAUAGAACAUAGAUGGAUCGGCACGGGAGAAGAGCCUGGUGCUGAGGAUGGUGCCAUAUUCCUGGGCAUUGGUGCUUUAUCCAGACACUCACUACGCGAUCUCACGCGAUGGAUGGAGGACAUUUAUACUUGGGGUGAAGAUGCAUAUGGCGUAAAGGAGAAUCCCACCUCGACAAGAACCAGGACGAGACGGCAGCGGCGCAAAUCUGUGAACAUUAAUGAUCAGGCAAAGCAAGAACCGGAAGCCUCGAACGACGCAAAGGGCGAUGAACCCCAGACUCAGGAACCCCCGGCAGCACAGGACGCACAGGAGGACAACAAAGAUACCACGGACGCCAGUGGUGCCAGUAGACUGGUCAACUAUCUGAAGCUAGGGUAUGGCACACAUUGGUCGUUGGGAAGCUCCGAGAAUUCAACGAACACUGAAACCAAAUCUACUACCAAGGAUGACGAGCCAGUGGUUAGGCCAAGAAUUGAAGCUAGAAGCUCAUCUCGGCAAAGCGCCAAAGAGGCCGCGGGUCAUUUCCUGAUCGGUCUUCAGGGAGACGUUGAUGAUGACGGCAGUAUUCAUAGUGCCGGCGACUCUGACCAAGAACAGAUUGAAUCCCGCACACGAUUGAGGACGCUGACAGUUGAGCUGGAAAAAGAAGCACGCGAUCUUCCCGAAGAAGAAAAGACCCAAGACUUGGGCAGUGGUGACCAUGAGCUCAAGGCCGCCAAAUCCGGGCGGAAGAACGCCAUGGACAGCAAUUCGCACUUUGACAGCCAAGAUCGCAACAAGACGAAGCGAAUGCGAGUGGUUGUUUAUGUCAGCAAGCCUUUCAUCUAUACCUUUCUAUUUGAGAAUCGAACAGAUUCGUUGGCGUGGGACAGCCUCUACAAAUCGUUGCACCACCAGCUUGAGCCUCUGCGAAAGCCACUGGCUUCGUCGACCUUGUAUCGUCCCGGCAAGCCAGACGCUGGAGCAAAAGCGAGUCACAUUUUUGACUUGAUAUGGGAUCCAAAGUCUCUGAUAAUUCAUUCUACUAUUCCCAGUAUUCCGGAACCCAUAUCGGUGACGAGGCCAGAGACAAGGCAGCCGAGCACUUGGACCAGGUUAGAGGCCCUGAGUACACAUAUGCAAAUGCUGCAGACUUAUGGUGGGACGCGAGAUGACCAUAGCGAACUCGAGCGGACUUCUAAGACAAGUCGAGGCUGGUGGGUUGUGUGGACGCGUGUGCUGGAGAGUCGUGAGACAACAAUAUCUUCGAGCGGAGACAUCAAGGCGCCACCUUCGUUGCCAGGAGAGAGCAGCCAAGACUCUGAGAUUUCUAACGCGACAGGCGAUUCUGCGAGUAGCGCUUUCCCCAGCGUGGUUUCUGCUGCGACUGAAAAUGUUGCGACUACGGGAAAUGCCGAAGUCGAUUCUGGAGCUACGCCUACGCCACAUGAGAUGAGUCAAACCCGUCGCAAAGGCAGAAAGCUCAAGGUCAGCAAAGAGAUCUUCCUAAUCCGACGAGCAGGCGAGAGCGCCUCUAGAAGAAAUAGCAGCCUAAGUCAGAUAUCCGAGGGAAGAGAGGGAUGGAUGGACGGUGCCAGUAGGCUGGCCCAGGGCAUAGGUGUUGACACAAAGAGGUAUAUUGAAGACUUGCUGAGUCUUGCCCAGUAA
Messenger RNA from Pestalotiopsis fici W106-1, 2493 nucleotides. RefSeq lists its product as uncharacterized. Bases 1 to 2493 code for a protein of 830 amino acids. Lineage: Eukaryota; Fungi; Ascomycota; Sordariomycetes; Amphisphaeriales; Sporocadaceae. Gene Ontology annotation, biological process: vesicle-mediated transport. The transcript is spliced from 2 exons. Gene Ontology annotation, cellular component: Mon1-Ccz1 complex; intracellular membrane-bounded organelle. The record is from RefSeq and is a predicted model, not a curated record.